Molecule: messenger RNA, 1294 nt
Organism: Spodoptera frugiperda (fall armyworm)
Lineage: Eukaryota; Metazoa; Arthropoda; Insecta; Lepidoptera; Noctuidae
Exons: 2
Coding region: 286-1002 (238 amino acids)
Source: RefSeq, a predicted model, not a curated record
UAAUCUGUUGGUGACAAAACAUACAUCGCACCGUGAGCCACUGCGACGACCGGAGGACGACAGAAGCUUGCAGGGAGCGGGGGACGAGGCGCCGCGAGAUGCCCCGCCCGCGCCGCAACAAAUCGCUCGACCAUUCACUCAUACGACACGGACCAAAGGCGCGCGUUCUUAUUAUCCAAUAUACGAACCUACAUAUAUCAUACAGUCCGCUAUUUUAUUUCUACCACCUCUGAGUAUCGCCAACAAAGUGGUCCUUCGAGCCGGAUUGAGAUUUGCUUUGUGAUCAUGUCUGAACUUAAAACUUUAAUUAAAAAACGCUCAGCUAUAAAAUCAAAGCUCACUAUUUUUGGAAAUCAUAUUAAAUUAAUUGAAACUUCUAAACCCUUAACGGAGUUACAAAUCAUAGGUUUACAGUGCCGUUUACGAAAAAUUGAGCCCUUAUACGAGGAAUUCGACACCUUACAGACUGAAAUCGAGAUCCUAUCUGACGAGCCACCAGUCGAGGAGGUUCCCGUGGAGCGUGUGCAGUUUGACGAUUACUACCUGCUUGUGGCCCGAGCCAAGAGCCUGCUUGCUGCCGGGAGGAAGGACAGCGAAUCUGUGGCGGAGUUCAGCGACGCAGAAUCAGGUGGGCGAGUGAGAAAUUUGGUUAGGCUACCUAAAAUUGACUACAUUGUAUUGAAGACUGAUGUCGUACCGGUUACUACUCCGACGCGUGUUUUCCUUUCCACAGCGUUGGUGAAGGUGGUUGACGGCAAGGGCAACAAACACACCGCCAGGGCGAUCUUGGACAACGGUAGUGGAAUAAAUAUCGUUUCCGAAGCUUUCUGCAGUAAGCUCGGUUUGCCGAGGCGGAACGUGAGCUCCACGGUAUUAGGUUUUAAUAAUCAUGUAUCCCAUAGUACACAGUCUUGCAAUCUCACAAUUGAGUCAAUGCAUACUAGCUAUAGGACUAACAUUGAUUGUUAUGUGUUUACCAACGUCACCGAUCACAUACAUUGACACACGACAUAUUCAAAUUCCAGCUGGCUUAUGUUUAUCUGACCCCACUUAUACCUUCUAAGGUCGAUAUUUUUAUCGGGGCAGAUAUCUUUUGGGAUAUUCUAGGUAACAAAAGGAUUAGCCUAGGCAAGCAUCAACCUAUGUUACGUAGUUCAGAGCUAGGAUGGAUAGUCACUGGUACAUCUCGAGUCCGAAAGGUACAUUCAGUCAAUGUCUUUUUACUCAAGGACAACAUGAUAUUGAUCUCACUCGUUUUUGGGAAGUAGAUAGUGUUUCUCUUGAGCAUUCUCAA